Dacryopinax primogenitus is the source of this 2262-nucleotide messenger RNA. RefSeq lists its product as uncharacterized. Gene Ontology annotation, molecular function: sterol transfer activity; sterol binding. The transcript has 5 exons. Lineage: Eukaryota; Fungi; Basidiomycota; Dacrymycetes; Dacrymycetales; Dacrymycetaceae. Bases 139 to 2262 code for a protein of 707 amino acids. The record is from RefSeq and is a predicted model, not a curated record. Gene Ontology annotation, biological process: intracellular sterol transport. Gene Ontology annotation, cellular component: plasma membrane; cortical endoplasmic reticulum; endoplasmic reticulum membrane.
GGCGGCGCACCACUCAGCCGAACUGGAUCCCGUCGUUCACAGGGCUCGGCCAAAGAAAAGAAACCAUGGCGUCGUUCUUCUCAGUCUUCCACCACCGCGGCAGCCAAUCGACAGCGUGGAGCUUCGAACAACUCUGCCAUGGGCAUCGGAGCACUGGCGUCAGCCAGUUUGAACCUGUCAGCUGGGAUGGGAGGCUCAGGUGCACCAUCACCAGUGUCUCCCCCUACAGCUCCUCUAACUGCCUCUACAACGAACUCACCCACUGCAAUCUCUUCCCCCGCCACCUCCCUAGGACCUUCAUCAAGACAUUUCCGGGCUCGUACCAACUCAAUGUCAGGUUCAGAGGAUGACGAGGACGAGCUCUCACCUGACGCACUGAGCAUGGAGCUAGAGGAUGAGGAUAUUCCGAGCAUAACGGGCUUCGCAGUUGCGAGCAUGAAGAGACAACAGGAUUUCCAUGAGCUGUUCCCAGAGGUCGGCCAGGACGACUAUCUCAUUGAGGACUAUGGUUGUGCCUUACAGAGAGAAAUUCUCAUACAAGGCAGGCUAUAUAUCUCGGAGAAUCACGUCUGCUUCCAUGCCAACAUCUUCGGUUGGAUAACAAACUUCGUCAUACCUUUCCACACCAUCGUUCAACUUGAGAAGAAGAUGACCGCAUUCGUUAUACCCAAUGCCAUUGGCAUCACUGCUACCAAUGACACCAAAUACACUUUCGCUAGUUUUCUUUCCCGCGAUACCACCUACGAUGUCAUGAUGAACAUCUGGAGACUUUCCCGCCCUGGAGCCGAAAGCGCUUCCAACAGCUACCGAGAAGGCAGUCUUCUGGAGGACCAAGACAGUGACCUCGAUGGGCAGUCGAUGUUCAGCAAGUCACAUGGCCCUGAUGAAGACCACCUGCAAACAGCGGCGGGUAUACCAGUGAAUCCAAAUGACAUACUUACUCCAACACCGGCCAAUUCCAAGACUGUCGGAAAUGCUGCAGUCUCCACGUCCAAUCCAUCGAUGAACCACCAUCACCACUUUGCCAGUACGAAGAGGUCGUAUAGCUCGCCCAAGCCCCAUAAGGUGACCCAGUGCGCAUGCUCGCAGCAGGGCGAGCAUUUCCCUGACACGUGUAUGGAUGCUGUCUUUCCCGGUACUCUGGAAAGCAUAUACAACCUAAUGUUUGCGAGCGGUUUCGUGAAAGACUUCAUGACCAGCGAACAGGGUCUAAGGGGCCUGCAGAUAUCCGACUGGAAGCCAGAGACAAGUGGAUCGCAUCUGCUAUCCCGACAAAUGACAUACAUUAAGCCGCUAAACGUGUCCAUCGGCCCCAAGUCAACAAAGUGCGAGCUGAAGGAUGAGACUAUGUAUGUCGAUUUCGACGACUAUGUCACCAUGAUGACGACUACCCGAACGCCGGACGUGCCAAGUGGAGGUGUGUUUGCUGUGAAGACCCGCACAUGCCUGACUUGGGCCGGCACGACGAGCACGAGAGUGUUAGUGACGACGAUGGUGGAGUGGACAGGCAGAAGCUUCAUCAGAUCUAUCAUUGAUAAGAGUGCCAUUGAUGGGCAGCGAGUUUAUCAUCGGGACCUGGAACAGGCUAUGCGCAAAUAUAUCAACGAGCAUCGUGGAGAAUUCGUCCCGGAAGGCCAGAUAGUUCCUACCGAGCCUGCCUCUCCCGUAGAACCAGCGCAGCCACCGCUAGAAGUUCUGUCUGCACCAAUUGGCGUCUCCGCGAAGGAACCGUCCACCAGUCGUGCAAAACUCGAUGGCAUGCGUGGCUUGCAGUGGCUUCUGGAUACCGUCACUGGUGCCAGCAACGUAGCUCGACAGAGCUUCUGGGGUGCAAUUGACCUCAUUGGCGAUAUUAUCGAAGACUGGAAUUGGACAUCUGUGCUGGCACUGGUUGUGUUCUUCCUCAUUGUCAGCAAUGUAUGGACGUUGAUGAGCCUGAGACAAGCUAGCCGAAGAGAGGAGCUUACAAAGCUGAGGCAAGCUGAGUACGGCCGAGUCGCUGGCUCGUAUGGCGGUGGAUCAGUGGUCCUGCCCGGAGAUGAGGAAAAGGUUGUGGCAGCCAGCGUUGCGACCGAGGCUGUGAAGGUAUUUCUUGAAGAGAUGGUAGGUGCCUCACGCCAGGGUCAGAUUGUGCUGCCUUCGGCCGGAGAGUCUCUCUCUACCAGAGAGGAGAUGGAUAUGAUCCUGAGGGCAUUAGAUGACAUCGAGAAGCGCGUCGAGAGGAUGAAGACAUCCGUGAGAGAAUUAGAUGGAGCAGCAUAG